Molecule: messenger RNA, 1074 nt
Organism: Pelobates cultripes (western spadefoot toad)
Lineage: Eukaryota; Metazoa; Chordata; Amphibia; Anura; Pelobatidae
Source: the annotation of a GenBank genome assembly
AUGUUAUACAAUCUAUACGUUACUGUGUCAGUCUCAGAAAUACAGUGUUAUACAAUCUAUACAUUUCUGUGUCAGUCUCAGACAUACAGCGUUAUACAAUCCAUACGUUACUGUCAGUCUCAGAUAUACAGCGUUAUACAAUCUAUAUGUUACUGUGUCAGUCUCAGACAUACAGUGUUAUACAAUCUAUACGUUACUGUGUCAGUUUCAGACAUAAAGCGUUAUACAAUCUAUACCUUACUGCGUCAGUCUCAGACAUACAGCAUUAUACAAUCUAUACGUUACUGUGUCAGUCUCAGACAUACAGCGUUAUACAAUCUAUACCUUACUGCGUCAGUCUCAGACAUACAGCGUUAUACAAUCUAUAUGUUACUGUGUCAGUCUCAGACAUACAGCGUUAUACAAUCAUAUCUCACCACAGCCGUUAAUACAUAUAAUGAAACGCUGUAUGGCUAUAAGGAUGUAUUGUACGCAGCGUCGUUGUAUCUUGCUGCAGCCGUUAAUACAUAUAAUGAAACGCUGUAUGGCUAUAAAGGUGUAUUGUAUGCAGCGUUGUUAUAUUUUGCCGCCGCCGUUAAUACAUAUAAUGAAACGCUGUAUGGUUAUAAAGGUGUAUUGUACGCAGCGUCAUUGUAUCUUGCCGCCGCCGUUAAUACAUAUAAUAAAACGCUGUAUGGCUAUAAAGGUGUAUUGUACGCAACGUCGUUGUAUCUUGCCGCCGCCGUUAUUACAUAUUAUGAAACGCUGUAUGGCUAUAAAGUUGUAUUGUACGCAGCGUCGUUGUAUCUUGCUGCCGCCGUUAAUUCAUAUAAUGAAAUGCUGUAUGGCUAUAAAGGUGUAUUGUACGCAACGUCGUUGUAUCUUGCCGCCGCCGCCGUUAAUACAUAUAAUGAAACGCUGUUUGAUUAUAAAGGUGUAUUGUACGCAGCGUCGUUGUAUCUUGCCUCCGCCGUUAAUACAUAUAAUAAAACGCUGUAUGGCUAUAAAGGUGUAUUGUACGCAGCGUCGUUGUAUCUUGCCGCCACCGUUAAUACAUAUAAUGAAAGGCUGUAUGGCUAUAAAGGUGUAUUGUAA